This is a messenger RNA of Somion occarium, 1651 nucleotides long. NCBI's taxonomy places the organism in Eukaryota, Fungi, Basidiomycota, Agaricomycetes, Polyporales, Cerrenaceae. The record is from the annotation of a GenBank genome assembly.
GCGUCAUAACAUGGUUGGAAUAGAUUGGCGAGUGAGAAAGUAUUGAGCAAGGAAUUCCUUCCUGAGGUCUUCCUGAACCGCCAUGUCGAAUGGCGAACAAUCGCCGUUGCUAGGCGAGGGUCCCUCUCUCGGCCAGCAAGCUAGGAUCUACCGCCGUGCCCCCGUUGCACGGGCCACAAUCUAUGGCAUUUUGACCGCGGUGUUCGUCGUGGCGCUUAUCCUCGGAAGCGUCUACUGGGAGAAGCUUGGUGGGUAUGUGGGCCACUUGCCAAAAGACCCUGAGAAAGCAGCCAAGAGGUUGCUUGAUGUCGCGCCCAUCAUCGAUGGACAUAUCGAUCUACCUAUCCUUGCUCGCUCACGCUUCAGAAAUAACGCAACCGCUGUCGAUUUGAAUGGCGAGCUAUAUGGACACGUUGAUAUUCCCCGCUUGAGGAAGGGGCAGGUUGGCGGUUUCUUCUGGUCCACUUAUGUCGGCUGUCCGAAGGAAGACCAAGUCGGCGAGGAUUAUCUGAACGCGACUUGGCUGGUCCGAGACACUCUCGAACAAAUCGACAUCGCGAUGGAACUUAUCCAGAAAUAUCCUAACACGUUCGAAUUUGUCGGGACUUCCACUGAUGUAAUGUCAGCAAUCAGGCGGGGCAGGAUAGCAAGUCUCUUAGGUGUCGAGGGCGGACACCAACUCGGAAACUCCAUCUCUGUCUUGCGGCAAUUCUACCGGCUUGGCGUUCGCUAUGUCACUCUUACACAUACCUGCCAUAAUGCUUUCGCGGACUCAUGUGGCAUGGAGCCAGGCAUUAAGCCCAGGUGGAAUGGAUUAAGCUCGCUUGGCAAGGUUCUUAUCGAGGAGAUGAACCGUAUCGGCAUGCUGGUCGACUUAAGUCACACUUCAGACGACACCGCACGCCAGGCUCUCAGACAUUCUAAGGCUCCAGUCAUCUGGUCGCACUCAUCCGCUCGUGCCGUUCAUGACGUCCCACGUAACAUACCAGAUGACGUUCUUUCUCUUAUUGGUACAGAUGACACCCGGACCGACGCUGUCGUUAUGGUCAACUUUGCUCCUUACUUCGUUGCUGAAGAGGGGAAAGCCGAUGUUGCAGCUGUUGCCGAUCAUGUUGAACACAUUGCUGCUAUCGCUGGGAGGAAACACGUCGGGAUCGGUAGCGACUUCGAUGGUAUAAGCUCUACGCCCAAAGGUCUCGAAGACGUCUCCAAGUACCCAGCCCUCAUUGCUGAACUCUAUCGUCGAGGCUGGAAUCGUUUCGAGUUGUCAGGUCUCACGGGAAGGAACCUUCUUCGUGUGAUGGCUGGCGCUGAGCGUGUCGCACAAGAUUUACAAGCGAUGGGCUUGGAGCCGAAAUAUGAUGUGUACGACAAAAGACUAGAUUUGUAGUAAGCUAUGUAUGUAGUUCCAUUUUUCGUUUCGAUGCUUGUCUUUCUGGAUUAUCUGCAUUUUGUCACGUUAUAUUCUGUUGUUUGAAUGUUGAUGGCCAAAGGGUUACAUAGUUCUCCUUGAGCUUCUAUACACACUGCUUUGUAAGAUUCUGUAAAGCUCACAUCGGAUUGUAUGACUGUAUGCUCAGUUUUGGCCUCCAGAAUGGCCAACUCGAUGACCUUCAAAGCCUCAAUAUGUGCAAGCACGCGUAGAUUUAAC